Messenger RNA from Apiotrichum porosum, 1806 nucleotides. RefSeq lists its product as uncharacterized. The transcript is spliced from 6 exons. The coding region runs from base 1 to 1806 and encodes 601 amino acids. NCBI's taxonomy places the organism in Eukaryota, Fungi, Basidiomycota, Tremellomycetes, Trichosporonales, Trichosporonaceae. The record is from RefSeq and is a predicted model, not a curated record.
AUGGCAAGCAGCUCGGGUUCAGACACACCCAGUCGCAGAAUGUCAAGCGCAGCAUCAACCCCAUCCCGUCACCGCAAGUCACACUCCACAAGCGCCAUCGCGGGUCUCGUGUCCGCUCGCAAACCCACGUCCUCUGGUCUCGCUGCCGUCGCAGAGGGUCGGAAGUCUAGCAAUGAAAGCGAUACACCUUUGGACCCCCGUGAUGCCCUCGAAGAUGUUCGUUCCCUACGCUCCUCAGGUCGCCGUCGUCUGCGCGCGCUCCGCGACCUGGAGCGCGGCCUUGCCUCGGCGUGCGGCAAUGGCGGACUGGAAGCGUUUGUCGCUCUGCAGGUGCACACGCCGCUGCUUACGUUGCUCGCCCGGCAUGCCGCGAGUCUCUCCAAGCGUGCGAGUAUUACAUCGCUGCCUGCCGGUGACGAGUUUGCUCGCCACCUGUCACCCGAGAUCGACACCUCGCUUAGCAUUCUGCAGGGUGUUACUCUGCUGAGCCGCAACUGUAAAGCCGCCGUCGGCGAGAGAUGGGCGAUGGAAAUGUUCCUCGACCUGUUGCUCCUUCUUCGCACACAAACUACCGAAGGAAAUGCUCGCCCGACGGCCUACAACCUCCUUGACCUUCUGUUCUGUGUUCUCGUCGACUCACCCGAGCACGCGCGCACGUUUGAGGAUCUCCAGGGCUUGGAGGCCGUCACACGAGUUCUGCGCGGAACGGACGUGCCAAAAGAUGUCAAAAUGAAGUGCUGCGAAUUCCUCUAUUUUUGGCUUUUGCCCGAAGGUGCGAUCACUAUGCCCGACAUGGGUGCCAACUUGCCAGAGCUGCCUUCGCGUUCUACCUCCACCUCGUCCAUGGGCAACAGCUUCCUUGUGGGUGAGGCAUCGAGCGCGUCCUUUGCCACCACAGACGACAUUACGAUGCCAUCACCAGCCCAUUCUCGCACCGCCUCCGAGGUCUCGUUACGCGCCUCCACGCGCGAGGGCGAGACAGGUCUUCCCUUUGUGCCGCAGACGCCGCGCAAACCAGCGAAGCCGAGUCUCGGAUUCCAGACGCCAUCUCGUUCAGCGGCUACACCUUCGAGCAUGCGCCGGAUCUCAGGAUCGAGUACAGCGACGACACUCACGCCUGUGCCGUCUUCACCAGACGACAGGAAAGAGGAGGAUGAUGGUUCGCUCACCCGUCGUGACUCCAAAGCGUGGGCGGCAGCCCAGCGCACGGGUCUUGUACCAGGACGCGAGGAUGCGGGCUCACGGGCUAGCUCGGGGUCGUCAACAUCAUCGUCAGCCACCGUCGUCCCGCCCGGCCAUAAGCGCCGCGGAUCCGUCGGUCCUUCGCCACCCUCCCGUGUGACUGUGGAGCAGACAGCGCGUGUCACUAGGUCAUCGACGUCGACGGAGGCGGGCUCAUUAGGAGCGUCUUUGGCGCGGCGUCCCAGCAUGCGUGCCGGUAGCAUCACCAAGUCGCCCCUCAGCGGGGAUACAGUGGAUUCGCCAGCGGCCGUGACUCCUGUCCGACCUCGCCCAAGCCACUCGCGCACCCAGUCGUCACAGUCUGGCCUCCCUUCGACCACACCGGAAGCUCGUGGCCAGCAAAAGUCGCGCGGCUUCCCCUCCGAACUCACUCGUGGUAUGCUGCCAUCGGUCGUGUCCAGCCCUGUGCCCCUCACCCCUUCGCGGCGGAUCCCCACUGAGCGCCUUGCCGCUGGUUCAAUCCGCUCUGUGGCUGAAAAGAAAGAGAUGCUUGGCAAGUGGCUUGGAAACGUCGACCAACUCGUGCAGGGUGUCGAGAAGGUCGGACUGUGGCCGAAGAAGUAG